AUGGAUACUCCGGACAAGCAGCAGGAAUUUAAUGAGCCGCCGCCACCGUACCCCGGGCCAGGCCCAGCCCACGUCUAUCCAAGUGUUCCGGCCGUGAACCUGAUGCCGGUGUAUAAGCCGCAACUUCAGAACAUGCAACAGCCAAUUCCCACGCACGUCAGCAUCCCGGUUGUUACGGUCGGGCAUAUCGAUUAUGGACCGUACGAGCGCCUGAUCAACUGCCCGUUUUGCAAGGAGGAAAUCAUGACCUCCGUUGACUACAAGCUCGGUCGUUUCGCGCUCGUCGUCUUCUGCGCAAUCUUGUUCUUAUCGUUAUUCAUGUUCUUCGCUGUGUGCUUCCUGUGGGUCCCUUUCUGCAUCAAGUUCUUCAAGGACGCCGACCACAGCUGCCCCAAAUGCAAGGCCCACCUUGGAACGUACCAGAGGAUC
Mesorhabditis spiculigera is the source of this 429-nucleotide messenger RNA. The record is from the annotation of a GenBank genome assembly. NCBI's taxonomy places the organism in Eukaryota, Metazoa, Nematoda, Chromadorea, Rhabditida, Rhabditidae.